Meriones unguiculatus (Mongolian gerbil) is the source of this 3590-nucleotide messenger RNA. It is a transcript of the gene Znf496, whose product is annotated as zinc finger protein 496. Gene Ontology annotation, cellular component: nucleus. The record is from RefSeq and is a predicted model, not a curated record. Gene Ontology annotation, molecular function: RNA polymerase II cis-regulatory region sequence-specific DNA binding; DNA-binding transcription factor activity, RNA polymerase II-specific. The transcript is spliced from 9 exons. The coding region runs from base 283 to 2037 and encodes 584 amino acids. Lineage: Eukaryota; Metazoa; Chordata; Mammalia; Rodentia; Muridae. Gene Ontology annotation, biological process: regulation of transcription by RNA polymerase II.
GCCUGGCCAGGGACCGAGUCUGGCUCAUGCAAGAGGAGCCGCCUCGGCCGAGACAGCAGAGAGAUCGGGCUGGAAGGUGAGGACCUGCUGCCCUGCUGUCCCAGGCUUCGAGGCGAAGAGCCAGCAAAUCUGAGAGAGUUUCAAUUUGUGAAGACGUCAGGAAUAAAGACAGUUACUUUGGCUCCAGAGUUUCAAGAUUGUGGCCUGCUGGGUCUAUAUCCUCCAGGAGGACCUGUUCACCAAAGGGUCGUCUUCUGCUGCUGACCCCCAUCAAAUCCCAUCAUGCCCACAGCCCUGUGCCCUCGAGUCUUGGCUCCAAAGGAAAGCGAGGAGCCCAGGAAAAUGUGGAGUCCUCCUGGAGAGAACCCCAGCCCUCAGGGUGAGCCUCCCAGCCCAGAGUCCUCUCGACGCCUCUUCCGCCGGUUCCGGUACCAGGAGGCCGCAGGCCCUCGGGAGGCCCUGCAGCGCCUCUGGGAGCUGUGCCGGGGCUGGCUGCGGCUCGAAAGGCACACAAAGGAGCAAAUCCUGGAGCUACUUGUGCUGGAGCAGUUCCUGGCCAUCCUGCCGUGGGAGAUCCAGAGCUGGGUGCGUGCCCAGGAGCCUGAGAGCGGAGAGCAGGCUGUGGCUGCUGUAGAGGCUCUGGAACGGGAGCCAGGGAGACCCUGGCAGUGGCUCAAGCACUGUGAAGACCCGGUGGUGAUUGACGAUGGCGAUGGGCCUGGGCCUCAGGACCCUGAACAAGAAGGAAUGUCGGCAGAGUCCCAGAGCAGCCCUGAUACCCAGCCUGUGGCCCUAGCACAGGGCCCAGGGCUCCUAAGCAGACUGCCAGCCCAGCCUAGUGAGGACCCAGUUCCACAAGAUGCUUUCGUCGUUCAGGAGCAGAGUGUGAGGGAAGCCCAGCCAGUGACCACCUGUCAGCUGCCCCCGAACCGAGUGUCCCCAUUUAAGGACAUGAUCUUAUGCUUCUCAGAAGAGGACUGGUCCCUUCUAGACCCAGCACAGACUGGUUUCUAUGGAGAAUUCAUCAUUGGGGAAGACUACGGGGUCUCCAUUCCUCCAAACGACUCUGCACUUCAGCCAAACCUCUCACCUGAAGAGGAGACCGGGCUACGGGUUAUGGAGCUGACAGACCUCCAGGGAAAAGAAGCACCCCAGGCCUCCUGCUUAGACCUUCCCAGCCUCCAGACAUUCCAAGGAGAAGAAAAAAAGAAACGGGAGGAGCUGCAGGUGCCAGAGCCGCAGUCCUGCCAGCAGGUGGCGCCCAGUCAGAGUCCUUGUCCAGCAGGAGGUGACCCAUCACCCCUCAAGAACAGCCUGGACCAGGAAGUGACCAUCGAGAUUGUGCUGUCCAGCUCUGGGGAUGAGGACUCCCAGCACAGCCCAUAUUGCACAGAGGAGUUGAGGAGCCCUACAGAAAACCCCCCCAGUCUCCCGACCUUCCGGAACAGCACUGGGGCUGGGGCUGAGGCUCGAACCUCACCGAGGAAGUCUUAUGUGUGUCCAAACUGUGGGAAGGUCUUCCGCUGGAGGGUCAACUUCAUCCGGCACCUGCGCAGCCGCAGGGAGCAAAAGCCACACAAAUGCUCAGUGUGUGGGGAGUUAUUCAGCGACAGCGAGGACCUGGAUGAGCACCUGGAGACCCACGAGGCCCAGAAGCCCUACAGGUGCACUGUCUGCGGAAAGAGCUUUCGCCUCAACUCACACCUGCUCUCCCACCGACGGAUCCACUUGCAGCCAGCCCGACAGCAACCCGUGAGGAAGAGUGAGGAGGACGCAUUGGAGACGGAGGGCACCGGUGCCCGUGCCCUGCUGGAGAAAAGCAAGGCCAAGCUGGGCUUCCAGUGCGGGGGCUGUGAGAAGAGGUUCCAGCGACACGACUAUCUGGUGAGACACCGCAGACACUGUCACCUGAAGAGUGAGGCCCGUCCCCUGCAGUGUCGGUACUGUGUCAAAACUUUCCGCCAGAACUAUGACCUCCUCCGCCAUGAGCGCCUGCACAUGAAGCGUCGCUCCAAGCAGGCCCUGAACUCAUACUGAGCAGGGUGUGGUCGCGCAAGCUAGCCCCUGCCCCAGCACAGAGCCCUCACCACCUGCCCUUUGCUCUCAGGUAGUGUCCAACUUCUGGUGCCAUGUCUCUUCCUCCCCAGAUAAAAAGUAGCCCCCUGAACAUUCCUUCUACUGUGCCAAAACCCAGGGAGGCCAGGCCACGCCAGCCUCAAGAUCUGCCUCUUUGAGACCUCCAGCCCUUAGAGACACUGGACUGUCCCUGUCCCAAUGUCUUCUAAGGUUGGCGUGUGUACAGUAGGGAGCCGGCCAAAAGCACUGACCCUGGCCUGUCCUCAGAAGUCAGCCUGAGGUCACUGUGUCCAGGGGAGCAUCCCAGAGACCCACAGAUGGCCAGGCCACUGACCAGAUAGGGAUCAGGAGGUCAUUUUAAAACAUUUUUAAAGUUCAUGCAUCUAUCCCAACUUGUCUUCUUUGUGCUCCAAAGAUCCUUCGUAAACUAACUGCCUGUCACUAAUCACUCAGAUCCACCCCCACCCCACCUCCGUUCUAUCUAGGAGUUGAGAGCUUAGCCCUCGGGGCUCUGCUGCUGGUUGAGCCAAACCCUGGGACAGAAGCUUCUGUGAAGUCUUGUCCUCCAUGGGUAGUGACUCGUUUGUUUAGUUUCCUAGCACAGUUUUAACUAGUACUAAGCACAGUCUAACAGCACGUGGCGUUGUCACAGUUAUGGAAGCUGCAAGGCCAAGUCUGGUGUCAGCGGGGUUGGUUCCUUCUGAGGCUAGAAGAGGGAAUUGUCCUGGGGUCUGAUGGUCACCAACACUUGACUGUACCCCUGGGAUUAUACGAACAUCUCCGUCUUCAUCUCCACUGUGUCAGUCUCCAAACUUAACCUUUUGUACAAGGAUCCCAGCCUUUAGGUUGGGGCUCACCAUGUCUGCCGCAGCAGAACCCCGCCUUCAUCUGGAGUGUCCAUUUCCAAAUACAGUCACAUCCCGAGGUCCUAGGAGUAAGGACUUCAAUACUGGGGUUUGAGUGGGCAUAGCCACAACUCCAGAUAAUUCCGUGGUGCUGUUGCUUUUCCUGCCUCAGAUGAACCAAUGCAAACUUGAGGCGGCUUGCUUGCCAUUCCUUUGAAUGUUGGGUUCAAUCCUAGUUCUGCUUUCUUCAUUGCUGCUGUCGUCUGCAAGGAAGAGUCUUCAUCCAUGGCCUUUAAUUCAGAGCCUGAGAUUCUAGGAGUGGUUGUUGGUAGGAAAUCUCAAGCAAUCAAAAACAUGGUCUUACUGUCCUGGCACACUGGUGUUGGCCAGGUGACUGACUGGACCUGAGAACUGCAGCCAGGCUGGUUCUGUAGGCUGUGCCAGCUCUCAGCAGUCAGGAGGUCUGGGAAAAUGAAUUCAAGGCCUCUGGUGCUCUCUGUCCUGAUUUCAAAUCAAGAAGCCUCUAUUCCAGACCCUAUCAAAGAGUAUAAGACUCUAUGACAGUUUCCUUUUUUGCUCAGUGCAUUGCCCAGAAAUAGUAAAUGCAAUAAAAAACAUUUGGUCAUACCUUGGACAAGAAAUAAACUGUUGAAGCUCUUAGUUUCUAAA